Misgurnus anguillicaudatus (oriental weatherfish) is the source of this 2708-nucleotide messenger RNA. Its product is annotated as probable G-protein coupled receptor 148. Gene Ontology annotation, molecular function: odorant binding; olfactory receptor activity; G protein-coupled receptor activity. Gene Ontology annotation, cellular component: membrane. The record is from RefSeq and is a predicted model, not a curated record. Gene Ontology annotation, biological process: detection of chemical stimulus involved in sensory perception of smell; G protein-coupled receptor signaling pathway. NCBI's taxonomy places the organism in Eukaryota, Metazoa, Chordata, Actinopteri, Cypriniformes, Cobitidae.
GAGAUGGGUUUCACCGAAAGCUAGGAAAAAUCGCGUUCAUAAUCGUGGAAGAUCGUCUUCGAUUAUGAACACGAUUUUGCGUAGCUUCUUGGUGAAAUACGGCUUUGUGUAGUAAAUGCCGCUCCAUCUGAAAGCAGGUGAUGGCAAUUUACUACUAAUCACCGAACCGGCUUUACUGAUGAGACGUGCAUGAGAAUCGCAGGUGAAUUUUUUUGCCUAGCUCUAAAAUAUAGGCCUGGUUAAGUAAGGAAUAAUUGAAGAUGGGCCAUUGAAUUAUUCGAAAAUAAUGCACACCCAAGGUGGUAAUUUAAAGGACCGGAGUCAAUUAUUCCACUUAUUUAUACCACGGUUACCACAAACAUUGCUCUGGGGGUUAUUUUACGACAUUUGACAGGUUAGACGUGUAUAAGUUUUACAUACAAAAUUGUUGUCAUGAACUCCUCCUACAGAGUGCUUUGCAUUAUAUAGUCCGAUUUGCAUGACAUUUGGUAACUUAUUUAUAAUCUAGAAACACUCCAGCUUUUUGAUAGACCAAUUCGUCCUUGUGUAUUGCGUAAACAAAUUUGACAAUGAGCACACCAAAUUGGACGUUAGGCUGUAUUUUCGUGAAAAGUUCAUGUCUUGACAUGACAUAUCUUCGCAAAACUUUUAUGCAUUGACACAGACUUCAGGGUGCACGGUGCCAACCAGUGGUCUUGAAAUAUGAAAAAUUAUUAUUAAUUAUUUUUGCUUAUAUCUUUGGAAAACUUCAUAAGGUGUUCAUUUGUUUUAAACUGCUUUCCCAAAGUCACCUUUUUGUCCAUUUGUGCCCUUGUUGGGUUUGACCCCAUAAUUGUUGCUUGCAGCUAUAUUUACAAUUGUUAUUCGAACCCUUUUUGCAAAAGUGACAGUUGAUAGCUGUUUUGUUUACUUGAUACAAUAAACACAGUUAUAGAUUUUUCAAUGGUUGUGUCUUUUUACAAUUUCCUAAAGAUCAAUCUUUAACCUGUGUGGUACUUAGGCCUCCAAGUUAAACAAUCAAUCAGUUCAAAAAUAACAGCGGAAAUGUUACGUAAUGGUUCUAGGAAGGCAUAUCAAUAUUUAUGCCUUAAGUGUCGUUGCCAUCCAUUUAGCUGUGAUGUGAUAUUUACCUGUUUUAUGGUCUCUGUGGUGACAAUCAACGAGCGUGCCUGCCACGAAUCAACAUCUACGUUGCUCCCCUGAAUCACUUACCACACAGUUCACAAGAAGGAGAGACGCAUUUACCUCUCUGUACUUUUUUCUGUGCAGGACUCGCAAACACAUGCCAAGAGAUGGAAAAUCUGAUGGAGGGAAGGUCGCAGCGUGUGUUCCUAGCUGCCGAAGACCUAUUCCUGGCUCUGCUUUGCACGUUCAGCGAUUGGUACAACAGCUCGGGUCGAGCGGAGCUUCACAGACAUACCUUCCAAUUAUCAAACUCCUCUGAAAGCCCCGUGGAGAUGUUUGUGCACGAGUGGAAUGCAUUUCUGCCUACUUACCACACGAAGGCAAUUCAGAUAUGCCCCAUUUUGGCUCUCCUGGCCAUGCUGCUGACCACGCCGGUUCUUCUCGUACGUAUACUGUCCCGGGUUGACCUGCGGCAACAGACGCGUUACCUUCUCCUGGCUAAUGUUCUCCUCAGCGACCUGCUUUUUGUUUGCAUUAACAUCCUGAAUGCAUGCAUCAACUCUGCGGGUGUGUUGAUGACGGAGUGGCCCUGUGCUGUGGUUCUCUUCCUAUCGGGCGUCUUUUACAGCUCUGGGGUGCUGAGCAUUACAGCAAUGGUGCUGGACACCUGCUUCGCCGUGUUAGCUCCUCUUCACUACCUGGUGCUCUGGCCCGUGUCCCGGACCUACGGAGCGAUCACCGCCAUCUGGGUUGUCUCUGUCUUCUUCCCCGCAGCAUCCGUUGGGAUUUUUGUAUGGUACCAUAGUACGGGCCCUUGCGCCGUCCAUAUUUGCUCCCUGCCUUUAUUGAUGGUUUUAACAGUCAGCCACUUUCGCCCACUGCACGUCUCCAUGUUUCUGACAGUCGUUGGUAUCCUUGUCAUACUCAUCUUGAUAUUUUCGGGUUACAUCAUCCUGUACUGUCGUACCCGGAGUUCAGGCGUGUGGAAAGGCGAAGCGUCUUCCCGUGCCAGAGGGACGUUUCUUAUCCAUUAUCUCCACCUGUUUCUUUCUUUUUGUCCCAUUCUGGUUUUGGUGAUCGAGCUGAUGCUGUACAGCGAGCAGACUGCGACUUUGGACCUUAGGACCAACCUGUGGGUAAGCCUGGUGGUGUGUAACGUCUUGCUAAUCCUGCCCAAAGCCUUGGCACCUUACCUGUAUGGGCUCCGCUAUCGAGAACUGUGCGUUGUGCUGCUUCAGUUUUUUAGACUGAGGAGGCCAAGAACCAUCACACCUAUUGUAUAAAGAUCAUGCUGCAUUUCUUGCUAAGCACAAAGAUGCUGAUUUUGUGAUUUGAGGCUGUGAGAAAGACAUUGAAUUAUGUAUUGCAGUGCUUUUUAGUAGUGCAUUAUGUUAGCUAGCUGUAAUCACGCUCAUUUGGGGGUUUUGCCUACAGAAAAGUAAAGCUAGUGAGAUUAUAAGUUUUAUGACACAUAAAUUCAGAGCUUUUACAAUUACUGUCGGAAUUAAUGUGUUAAUAAUCUAAUUUUGUCUUUUUGUACUACUGAAACGACUGGUUUCAGCAUAUCAAUAAAAACUACUUUU